This is a messenger RNA of Paramecium pentaurelia, 586 nucleotides long. NCBI's taxonomy places the organism in Eukaryota, Ciliophora, Oligohymenophorea, Peniculida, Parameciidae. The record is from the annotation of a GenBank genome assembly.
AUGUCAUAAGAUGAUAAAAAAAUAGAUUUCAUUCCUGUUCCAAAAAAAAAUUAACUUAUAGUUCCAUAUGAUUUUAAGAAAGAAAAAUACGAUUUAACAGAAAAUGAUCUCAAUAUACUGCUUAAGUAUUUUAAAGAGUAUUACUAUAUACACUAUAUAAGUAUAACAAUAUUGAAAUAAAUGCGUAAAGAUCUAUCUGAAUCAAAGAGUUUGAAUCCAUACAAAAAUUCUUUUAAAAAAGUUCUAAUUUAAUAUCAUAUUUUAGAUUGCUUUGAAAAUUCUAUUAUAAUUCUUGUGUCUUUUGAUUCUUUUGCUAUUUAUUUAUUUGUGGAUUGGUUUGUUUAUUGUAGUUUUAGCAGAUCCUAUUAUUAUGACCCUUUAUAGUUAUUUAGUAAUUUACUUAAUUUGGUACAAAGGAAUAAGGCUUGGUAUUGAAAUGAUAUUAGAUUAUGGAAAGUCUAUGCCUUUAUAAAAAUAUCUAAAAUCUAUGAAUAAGAAAUAUUUUGGUAGUAAAGGAAUUUAAUGGAAUGUUGGAGGAGGAGGCAAAUGGAUAUAAGUAGAUUAUUUAAUACACUUAAAAAAAUGA